ACUCCCCUGUUCCCCGCCGGCUGGCUCAGCAGUCAGCUCUCCCUCUGCGCCUUCUUCUGCACCACCACCACCACCACGGCACCCAUCCCACCCACACCACCUCCGCUUUUCCCAGUCUCCUUCGCUUCGUCCGUUGCGAGCCCAGAUCGAUGGCGCAGCCGUCCUCGUCCUCCUCCGCGCCGCCGUCCUCCUCGCCGUGGGUCAUCCUAGGCAGCAUCCCGCGCGUCUCCGCACUGCCGGACGCCGGCGACGUCUCCGUCGCGCUGGCGGCGCCGCCCCGCGUCUCGAUCCUCACCGUCUCCCCGCGCGUCUUCCCGGACCUCCCCACGCCCCGCAACUUCCCCUUCGUCCUCGCCGCCGACCCCUCCGGCCUUCUCCUCCUCCAGGCCAACCUGCGUUGCGCCCCGACCCGUGAGGUCAUCGAUCGCCCCGGCCACCAGGGAGUCACCUGGAAACUCACCGACUCUCGCUACUUCGUGCUCGACACCACCAACGGCUCGUCGUUCCAGCUCCCCGACCCUGAGGCCACCAUCAUGCACCAGGCCCUCCUCGGCCUUCUCGCCUCCCCCAGGGGCGGCGGCCACUACAUGGUCGCUGAGCUCCAGCCCAUCUUCGGCAGCGACGAAGCCACGCUCCUCUGCUUCUCCACGGAGGUAGGAGAGUGGGUCGAGAAGCCCGUCCACUACCCGCUCCCGCCACGCCCGCUGUCUCCCAUCUGCGUGGUCUCGCACCACGGGAGGCUCUGGUGGGUGGACCUCUCAUGGGGCGUCAUCACCUGCGACCCCUUCGCCGACGAGCCGGUCCUGGGCUUCGUUCCCUUCCCGCCGGGGAGGGUGCUCAGGUACAGGGAAGGUUGGGGAGUCACCGACAAGUUCCGUUACGUGGGGGUGAGCGGCGGCAAGCUGCGUUUCGUCGACAUGUACAUGCGUAAGCGUGUUCGUGGCGCCGGCGCUCACACUCCCAUGGUAAGCGUGUGGACGCUGGGCGAUCCAGACUCGAGGGAGUGGACGCUGGAGCAAGAGGCGAGCUUUACCGAGAUCUGGGCCGAUGAGAGCUACAAGGCGGCCGGGCUGCCGGAGAAGAUCCCCACGCUGGCGCUCAUUCACCCCAAGAACCCCGACGUGGUCUACUUCUUCCUCAAGGAGCACCUGUUUGGUGUUGACGUGCGUGGUCGCAAGGUGGUGGAGUGCCAGGUGUAUGGUCUUGUUGCGCCCCCGAGCAUCUGCUUGGCCAGCCGCUUCGUUCGGGCUUGGGAGCUGCCACGGGCGCUCUCCUCCUCAGGGGAGUGGUCUAAUGGCAUCAGCUUGGCUGAGAGCGCUAAUGCGCGUCCAUACCAGCGAUCGGCAGGGGAUUAUCACUUGGUGGGGGGCUCCAGGAUAGCAUGCAAAGGAUGAAUUGGAGGUAGGAACAUGAAGCAGCUAGUAGCUGUUUAUAUAUGGGGCUAAGUCAGUUUGCCAUAGCAUUUGUGCUUGCGGAAACACUAUGGAAUAGUACUUGAGUUUUUAUCAUCUCUCCUUGGAUGGAGCACUUGUACCGGAAGUGUGACUUGGGGUGGGGCGAUUUGAUUUUAAGCCACUACUUACUUUGGACUUUAAUAAUUUGCCACCGCUUAUAUUGUAAUU
Molecule: messenger RNA, 1622 nt
Organism: Triticum aestivum (bread wheat)
Lineage: Eukaryota; Viridiplantae; Streptophyta; Magnoliopsida; Poales; Poaceae
Exons: 2
Coding region: 150-1394 (414 amino acids)
Source: RefSeq, a predicted model, not a curated record